AUGAGUCAGUCAGGAGGUAAAUUGCCUGGACAAAUAGCAUCAAAAGUUUCAUGUGAGAGAUGCCGAUACAGGCGGAUCAAGUGUGAUCGUACACAGCCGUGUCCUGCAUGUCGGAAAGGAAAUCAUGAGUGUGUUUAUCCUCAAUCGGAAAAAUCGAGGCCUGUGCCAAAAGGUUACGUGCAAGCCCUCGAAGGUCAAAUAGCCUCCCUGGAACUAUUUAUUACCAAACUUAUUGCCGCAGAUGCUUCCAAGCGAGACGAAAUGUUAGCUGAUUUCAGUGCUUCCACGAAUCAUCUGAGUCUACAGUCAAAGCAAUCUUCUACUUUCCCAGAGCCCAGUCCACCAGAAACCCAAAGAAUUCCUGUAAGGUCACGGGCCGGUCACCUCAGGAAACUUAAGGACGGUAAUUCGGCCGAAUUCUAUGGUGCAACUAGCUUUUUCCAGAUUAGCCCGUCAGAAGAUCUAGAUGAUACUUCUCCAUCUACCAUACUACCACAGCUUGAAGUCAAGCAGCCAGCUACUAUCCAAACUCUAAAUAUACCAGGUGGAUCGAUGGAAGAGCAUUUAGCUUUUUCUCCUCGAAGUGAUAUCUGCAAAUGCCUUAUGAGGAUAUUCUUUCAAAACCAGUACCAAUACCACAUGUGCUUGUAUAGGGAAUAUUUUCUCAGAGACUUCGAUGCUGGUACGGGACCAUAUUACUCAGAUCUUCUCAUGUAUGCCGUCUGUUCAAUGGGUGCUCUUGCUAGUGAGAGUAUAACCCAGAGAGAACUAUCCGAUAUAUUUUCCAAUCGUGCUCAAGAAAUCCUAUAUGGAACUGCACUAGAAUCUCCAAACCUUACGACUUUACAAGCCCCUUUUGCUUCUUGGUCAUCGGGAAAUUGGACACGGAAAGACUUCCAAGGAGAAAUCUUACGAAGAGCGUAUUGGGCUGCUUUUAUAGCAGAUAAGCAGUUGAGUCUCUAUUUCGGAAGACCACCCGCUCUUUACCCUGCAGAAUCAGAUGUUCAUGACACUGUGCGGAUACCCUAUCCACCAGAAUGGAAGUCUCUUCUCAAUAAAUACAUAAUGGAGGGCACUUCCGAGACUGCAUAUGAGGAUGGUCUUGCAUUAGUCGCUUCAUGGGUUCAUCAAAUCGAGCUUUGCAAAAUAUUACAUCUUAUGAUUACGAAAGUUUUCGAAAAUAGAAAUGUGAAUACGGAUCCAACGAUUUUGGAGACCUCAAUCAGAGAAGUGGAUGUGGCCUUGACAAAAUGGCUAAAAAACUUGCCAGCGAAACUUCACUGGACAAAACGGACCGCAGGAAAUGUGCCUCCUUUCGUACUCCAUCUACACAUGCAAUAUCAUACAGCAAUGAUACUUCUUCACCGCCCACCAAGGGCUGCUUUUAAAGAACCAGGAAUUGGCGAAACCGAGGAUAUGCAGAUAUGCUACGAGUCAUUGGAUAUCAUCAUGAAACUUCUUCGAAUGCACUCUAAUAACCUUCAAAACUACCCUUAUAGCCACCUUCCUAUUACAUUUGUUCAUACCCUCGCAUCAGCUGCGAGUAUACUAUUGAUGAAAAGAUCUACCGAAGGCUCUUCUUGGAAAGAACCUACAGUUUCUAGACCCUUGGAUCAAAUAUUAGAAGCUAUCGACGGUGUAUUGUUGACAUGGGCAUGCGCAAAACAAGUCCGAGACGCCAUCACAGCUGCCAUCAGAGAACCAUCGACAGAGGACCUUCAAAAGACCUCCCCGGGCAAUUUUGAUCUCAUGAUGGGUCUUCUUGAUUCUGGAGCUGAUACCACCAUUUCUCCAGACAAUGUUGACUGGGAUAGUCUUGCUAUGAACGAUGUUGAAUUCGACCUCUUGAUGGGCAGCGAUCUUGCAAUUGAUUAUUCAACAUGGUCCGAUGGAUUAGGUUCGCGUACAUGA
This is a messenger RNA of Botrytis porri, 1911 nucleotides long. RefSeq lists its product as uncharacterized. Gene Ontology annotation, molecular function: aspartic-type endopeptidase activity; DNA binding; DNA-binding transcription factor activity, RNA polymerase II-specific. The record is from RefSeq and is a predicted model, not a curated record. The transcript is spliced from 6 exons. NCBI's taxonomy places the organism in Eukaryota, Fungi, Ascomycota, Leotiomycetes, Helotiales, Sclerotiniaceae. Gene Ontology annotation, biological process: regulation of DNA-templated transcription; proteolysis; DNA-templated transcription. The coding region runs from base 1 to 1911 and encodes 636 amino acids.